AUGCGUCUCUCGGGCCUGCAGAAGGAGGUGCUGGCGCUAUAUCGCCAGUGCCUGCGCGAGUGUAGAAGGAAGCCUCAGAGCACGCGAGCUCACUUUGAAAAGUUUGUGAGAGACGAAUUCUCGCGGAAUCUGGCCAUUGAUAAGCGCGAUUUCGCUGCUGUCGAGUUUCUGCUUCGCAAGGGCCAUCGGCAGCUAGACGUCUACUCCUCGCCUGGUAUCAAGGAUAUCAGGUAG
Molecule: messenger RNA, 234 nt
Organism: Trichoderma atroviride IMI 206040
Lineage: Eukaryota; Fungi; Ascomycota; Sordariomycetes; Hypocreales; Hypocreaceae
Biological process (GO): mitochondrial respiratory chain complex II assembly
Cellular component (GO): mitochondrion
Source: RefSeq, a predicted model, not a curated record